Molecule: messenger RNA, 192 nt
Organism: Haemonchus placei
Lineage: Eukaryota; Metazoa; Nematoda; Chromadorea; Rhabditida; Trichostrongylidae
Source: the annotation of a GenBank genome assembly
AUGAAUACUUCGACACUGGUCGAGACGGUCAACAUAAAUCUGGAAGAUUUCUCGGAGACCUUUCUUACCUGCUCAACUUGUCUCUAUACAUACGAUCAGGUACGGUUUAAAAGCUUUCAAAGCUCUUUUUCAUAUUUUCUUUAUCUGAUUUACCCUUUUACCUUCUGUUUUGCUCCCUUCUAUUUCUUUUGA